This is a messenger RNA of Physella acuta, 1387 nucleotides long. RefSeq lists its product as uncharacterized. Gene Ontology annotation, cellular component: membrane. The record is from RefSeq and is a predicted model, not a curated record. Gene Ontology annotation, molecular function: basic amino acid transmembrane transporter activity. Lineage: Eukaryota; Metazoa; Mollusca; Gastropoda; Physidae.
CUACAGAAGACACAACAUGGCGGACAAAGAGAUUCCAUUGUUGGCUUGUGAGGACGGCGUCCAAUGGGUUUGGCUGACUUUUGCUGAAUGUUUACAGUCACCGAGGCAUGUAACGGGUUAUGUGAUUGGCUCCUUGUGUGUAGUAACAUGGGCUGUCGGAUGGAUAAUGUUUCUGGUCCAGCUAUGUCCAGUCUCAGCCAACAGUAUUUGGUCAGUUCUUCUAAUCUCACUUGUGGUGGACUUGGUCAGUUUUGCUGGGGCCGUGUUAUCCAUGCAGGUUAUCCUUGUGAUCUCCAUUGAUAUGUUGAUGCUCGCCUUAGACAUCAGUCUCAUCAUCAUCUGUACCAUCUACAUGUCAACAAGGGCUUGUAUAAAGACAAGCAGCGACAGCAAGACACACGAGUCUCAAGGUUUUAUAGAUGAGCCGCCAUCUGACCUGAACUUGACCAACCUGACGUCAUACAAGGUCUGUAUACUGCCCGUGAGCCUUGUGAGCGUGUCUUUACUGGUGCUGACCACGGUGGCCGUGCAUCGCUCCAACAGAACCAUCUGGUCUGACGCGCCUCAUCAUCCACUGGCUCCAGGAAAAGAUACCUCUCAGUUUUAUUUGAAACGGAUCCCAGGAGUUAUCGUUCUUUGUUCCCAUCUUUUGUAUAUCGGAAGUAUUUUCAUUCAGUCAAAUGGAUUCAGUAUCAGCCUUGUUGCACUACCGUGGAUUCUGGGAAGAACCAUUCAACUCCUGUUUUCAAACAAAUGCUCCGUUGAUUGUACACUGGACCAUAAUAACGUGGGCUAUAAAGCAUGUGGUGAUGUGGAUAUCUUUCCUGUUGAAUAUGAGACUUUACUUAGAAGCCCCGAGAACGAGGCUGAGGAUACCAACGUACUGUUUGAUAAAGAAUGGACACAAUUCAAGGGGCAUAAUCAAGAGGCACGUCAAGAGAAGAUGACGUCAGACAGUGCCCACUUGACGUCACUCUGUCAAAUUCCCACCAAUCAGACGGCACUGCAUGAGAUGACGUCAACCACGGAUUCUGAUUGGACGAGUACAAGCCAGGAACACGAGACAGUGUGGGAGAAAGAGGAAUUGCUCACAAGACAAAAUACCAAACCUGGUCAAAAACCUUUCCGACACCUGUACCUGCCCCUGAAGCCACAAGGUCCGAAGAUCGCCUUAGACUCGGCAACGACCGAGACCUACACCGAGCGGGUGUGCUCGUGGAUCUCCAAGAGCACGCCCGAGGAGGAGGUGCUGCCGUGUCUGACCUUGACCUUGAACCUGGACACGAGUCAGGAGUCGCGGAGCUGCGACCUGCACUGCAAGCAGUUCGGGGAGAGGAAGGCGUACCACGGCGGGCUGCUGCUGAGCCCGAGGAAAAAUUCGUUUUGA